CUUUUAGUAAAGAGAAAGCUAUGGUGUUUGAAUCCUAGUUCUAGAUUCCAAUUUCAUCCUUAUAUAGUUGUGACAUAAUGUAGAAAUUAUAUAUUAAUAUAAGACUACUCCAUGUCCAAAUAAACUCCAUAUCAUAAUUCAUGUGCUGGAACUUUUAAUAAUAUGUGAACUAAUUUAACAACCAAAAUUCAAAUUUGGAAAGAGAACCUUUUAUUUUAUUUUAUUAUUAUUAUUAUUAUAGUUUGGGAAUGAUCAAUCUAAAUUAUGAUAAUUAUGUAAUAGUAGUUGGGUUGAUCUGAGCACCAAUUUGAGUUGCCUAGUAUGAAUGGGUAAGGUGCGGUUCACAUGGUGAUGGAGCAGGUGGAGAAACCAAAAUGGGCACCUAAAAAAGAAAAAAAAAAAAGAAAAGAAAAAAAGAAGAUGACAGAAACAAAGGCAAAUUUGGGUUCACGGGUGUCAAAUGGAUUAACCACUAACCAACAAUUUUCUCUGCCUUUUACUCUCUCUUCAAAUCAUCAUUCCUUUGUUUCUCUCUUCCAAAUUUAUUGUUGAAAGGAUGAUGCUGCAUCUGCACAUUUUGUUGGUUUCAAGCUGUUUGUGGUGGGUGUGCAGUUUUGUUGAUGUUGAAGCAGCUACUCCAACUGUCAAAGUUGGGAACAUUUCACAGGUAGAAGAUGCAGCUUAUUUUAGGAUUUAUUAUGGACAGACAUUCAAAGUCAUCAAGAAUAGCUUUGAUGGCAAGAGCUAUCUUCUCAUUCAGAAUAACACAAAGAUGGCAAGUAAAACAAAAUACUGCACGUCAAGGAUAAAAUCAUUUGUGGUUCCAUUAGCCAACUAUUCUGUAGACGCUGAUUAUUUUCCUGUUUCAUUUUUUGAGCUUCUAGGAUUACUGGGGAGUUUGAAGGGCAUCACAUCUUCAGACUAUGUGGUCUCUGAAUGUGUGCUCAAAGUGUAUGAAGAGGGACAAGUGCAACUCAUCAACAAAAGCCAAAGCCAGCAGUUUGCAGCUCAUUUCAUUAUCAACUCAGAUCAGCCCCAAAUUCAAUCCUGCAACUUGGCCACUUUUCUCUCCACUGCUGAGGACUCCCCUCUUCAGAGAGCUGAGUGGAUCAAGUAUCUUGCUGUCUUUGCCAAUCUUGAAUUCAGAGCCAAUCAAGUCUAUGAUAUUAUCAAGAAGAACUACAUGUGCCUGAGUAAAGUAGCAACUAGCAAGAAAGCAGACUUCAAACCAAUUGUGGCUUGGAUGCAAUACGACGUUGGUGUUUGGUCUUUUACGGUAGAGGCCUUGAAGCUCAAGUAUGUGGAGGAUGCAGGUGGAGAAAACAUAGAUGAGUCCAUCAACAAAGCCACCUACAACGUCUCCAUACCAGAUGAAGUAGAGGCGUUCCACGCCAUCCUCUGCACCGUUGAUGUGGUGAUUGAUGAGACCUUCGCCUCGGAUCCAGCGUCCUACACAGCCUCCACAUUUCUUGACAGUCUCAACAUCCAGGAUCAGUCUUGCUUCGCCUUCAUUUCCUCUCAAAGCCUCUGGAGAUAUGACAAACGCCUUCAUAACUCCACCCUUGAUUGGUACGACGGAGCUAUUUCACAGCCUCAGCUAGUUCUUGCCGAUCUCAUUCAAGCAAUAUCUCCAUCGACGAACUACACCACCACUUAUUUUAGAAAUCUAGCCAAGGGAGAAGAAGUGAUACGCAUUGGCCCUGAAAUGUGUGACAGGGACAUCUCACUUCCAAUGGAACCUUCAACUCUCCCUUGCCAAUGAAACUUCAUUCUCUCUAUUAUGGCUACAACUCUGUUUUACUUUGACAUACUUUAUUUUUAGAUUAACUUACCACUUCACAUAUAUAAUAUCUUCUGAUAUUUGAAAUGA
Messenger RNA from Salvia splendens (bonfire salvia), 1870 nucleotides. RefSeq lists its product as uncharacterized. The record is from RefSeq and is a predicted model, not a curated record. Bases 557 to 1762 code for a protein of 401 amino acids. Lineage: Eukaryota; Viridiplantae; Streptophyta; Magnoliopsida; Lamiales; Lamiaceae. The transcript has 9 exons.